UCCAUCUCUCAACUUAUUCCUGUCAUUUUAUCUUUCCCUCUCCGCUCCCUUUCUCUUGGCUGCCCUCAAGCUCUGAACUUUGCAAAAGCUCCUGCAUUUACAUUGGUUAAUUUGUUUGCAGAAAAGGGAUACUUUGUUUAAUUGUGGCCAAGCUUUAUCAAUAUUUCUGGGCUAAAAUCUAAGCUCUUCUUGGAUUAUAUGAGGUUUGCAGUGUGGUGUGCUUUUGUUGCAAAAGUUGCCAGCUGCAGUCAACUAUGCCAGGAAAAGGUUUUCUGAAGGCACUGCCCAUAUUAGCCACAUCGGCUGCUGUGAUCCUUGGUGGAGCAUUUACUAUCUCUGCUGUUACCUCUUCACUUGUUCGAUAUGGUAUCUCAAAGAAAAAGGAAAAAUAUGGAAGGCCUUGUAGGGCAUGCAAAGGAAGGGGUUUUUAUCCCUGUAAGCUAUGCAAAGCAAGUGGUACCAUUCAGUGGUCACCAUUGUAUGAUCCUUUGGUUAUAAACCCAUGUCUUUGCCCCACUUGCGAUGGGUUAAAGGUGCAACAUUGUCUCAACUGUUUGGGAUCUGGCUUUGUAUAACAUAUGGGGCUAAAAGGACCAACACUCAGGAUCUUUUGUUUCUUAUGUAGUAUUCAGUUAGUCAUUCAUUUGCCUCUGCUGGCUAUGCUGGAAUACGAAUAGAGUAUGUUUGCGGGUUCAAUUUUCUGGAAUUCAACUUUAGAGGCUAUGAGACACUCUUGUUGUGCUUGACAUAAAAGGCUCGAUUGCCCAUUCAAAGAGGUUUAGCAGAAUGGUCUGCACUAAGAUAUCUAAUCCGUUGCUCAAGGACAUUAACAUAAUUGAGAGUGAUUAUUCAAGAAAACUAGUCACAGACAACAAAUUAUAGUUUGACCAUUGAGUCCUGUAUUAUAAUUCAGUUUUAUGGAAUUUUGAACGCAGCUGGUGCUUCUACAUGGUACCAAUUAUGGUGCUUAUAAAGUGGACAUAUGUAGAUUAAUGAUUAACAUCCUCUUGAUCUUAAUUUUGCUCUUUGUAGCAAAGGCGUGAUUUUCCUUCCAUUCACACAUGAAUUAGAGCUGACAAAUAAUGUCCGUGUUUGUUGUUUUAUGAAGUUUGCUGCAGAUAAAUUACUUAAAUGCUGAUGAACUUGGGAAUAGUGGCUUUGGUUCUCAUGUUAUGGACGUUAUUCGUGCCCAUAUGGAGUUCUUUUCUUAUUGGCUUAUCAGAAAAUCCAGAGUAUCAAUUAAACAUGCAUCAUAAAAUGGUCAUUCUCAAGUGAAACAUAAUGGUUAUUAUCAUCUUCUGUUUGUUGUAA
Messenger RNA from Coffea eugenioides, 1311 nucleotides. RefSeq names its product protein ORANGE-LIKE, chloroplastic. The coding region runs from base 255 to 575 and encodes 106 amino acids. The record is from RefSeq and is a predicted model, not a curated record. Lineage: Eukaryota; Viridiplantae; Streptophyta; Magnoliopsida; Gentianales; Rubiaceae. The transcript is spliced from 5 exons.